AGUUUUGUACAAUUUUUUUCACACACAGACCUCUAAAACAUAGACAUCAAAGAAUUUUCAAAUUUUUUAAUAGAAAAACUCCAGUGAAAAACGUGAAAAACUAAUGAAAAUUUCCGUCAACAUGUUUGCCUUGCGAAGCAUAUGAAAUUUCGUAUAAAAAUCAGUGAAUUUCCAAUGAAAAUCCACAUUUUCUAAUAGACGACGGAUCAAAGAAAACAAGCAAUUAUGGGAAAAAAUCUAUAAUCUGGAAGGUGUAACACAAAAAAACGACGAAAUACGAUUUUUAUUGCCGUGAAAGCUAUUUUCCAAAGAAAGCAAGAAAAAACCCCCCAAACAAUAAUCAUGGCUAAAUUUAUGUGAAAACUGGAAAGAAAACAACCCCUCCCAAACACCAAACAAUUGGUUGUAGUUUGGUUCUGCAGAAGAAAUUCGUUUGGAAGUGCAAGUGUUUUUUAGAGAGAAACAAAAAUAGGAACACAAAAACUUUCGGAGCCGAAAUGCCUAUACCGAACAGCACAUCGGCCCAACAGCUGCGUCCAUUAACACUGGCCGGGCCAGAGCGUGAACCUGUGCAAUUUACCGUCAACCUGGUGGGGGCACCGGCUGAAGUUGAACAAUUGGUACAGCAAAUCAAAACGGUUGCAGAACAAUUUCUCUAUCACUGGAAGACAUUUCCAAUAGUUCUACCCCAACCCUUAUCUGCCGCUGCCUUAACCUUAGGCGGUGGCGCAUCAGCUGGCAAUAAUGGCUCCAACACGGUCGGCAAUCGCAAGCCGCGACCCAUCAACUUACGUGAUUUAUUUAUAGCACCACCAUUCGAUGAGUUGGAUGCCGUGGCCACGGAUGGUACCGGAGAGCCUCGACGCCUCACCAAUUCCCAGCUGAAGUCAUUGCGUGAAAAUGGCUUACAAAAGGACAAAUAUGGAAAACCCAAGAAAUUAACUUUGGAACAAUUGGAAACCAUACGUAAAAAUGGAGAAUUUAAUGUGCCUAGUCUACACUUUCCGGGUCAGGUCCACAAGUGGCGUUUGUCACAACUGCUGCAAAAGGGAACAUUGCGGGCCCAUGAUUCCUUUUUAAGCGAUUUGGCUUUGGCAGCUAGAUUUUUGGUGAUCACCGCUCGUGGCCGUAUAUUCUCACAUUUCUUCUCCGUUUGUCAUGCAAUCCAUGCCCUGCUGCAUGGCCUCAUCAAAUUGGUUGAUAUGUUUAUUGGAGUGCCGGCAUUGCUGGCCCACAAUUUGGACUACAAAAUCAAGGAGGAACGAUGUCGUUUUUUAAUAGCCGAGCUGGUGUGUAGGCCCGAAUUCGAGGACUGCCUGGACGGGCUGUGCUCCUAUGUCCGCAAAAUGCUGCGCCGCGCCACAAUGGAGAAAUUCGAUUUUAACAGCUGUGAAAGUACACAGCCCGUGCCAUAUCUAUUCCUCACGCCGAAAGGUCAAGAAAUCGAUUUGCGUCUCUUUUGUCGCGAUAUCAUGCGCAAGGCAUUGCCCAUUUUGAUUGGCAUAUUGGAACGUGAAACCCGUGGUUGGUUUCUACAUUUCCGUGAACGUUUGAUAGGCGAAUUAAGAGAUAAAAAAUUGACCGACAAGGAAAUUGAGGAGGAGGUAAACGAGGCUGUUAUGAAGGAAUAUUUGCAGAGAGUCUACACCUCGAUUAUGAAUAAUCCCAAACUGGCCGAAUUGGGUCAUGGCAUACCCGAGCUGUUGGUGCAACAGGCUCAGGCAGUGGUCAUAAUGUACAAGGCCGUGGAAAAGGUACAGAAUGACAUUAAACGAUCACGUGAAGAUCAUGAGAAAUGUUUGGCCAAUGACCAUGCAGUGCUGUCGCGAGUGGCUCCAUGGUUAAGGGCCAAAUUAAGGCAUGCCGAGGAGUCAAAACUCUCCAAGUCUGCUUGGUCGGCCCAUGAGGAGGCCUUGAAGAUGUGUACGAAACAAAAUCUGCAUCAAACGGCCUACUUCCUUAGUCGUGAUUUGGCCUUUAUGAAGGAACGCGAACCGGUACUCCUAAAGGAGCUGAAAAAUGCCAAAACUCCCACGCGCAGUUUCCAGUGGGCCUGUCGCAUUUGGUCUCCCAAGUCGUGGAUAAUCAAACGGAAUUUUCAAGGACAAUCGGAUAUCAUACCCACGGUAAUAAGUCAACAGGCCACCUCCAUUGUUACACCACGUUCGGAUCCCUCGCAACCGGUAUUUUUGGUGGAAAAGGAAAUCAUUCGGACCACAAGUACCCGCUGGCCAUUUUGGCGUCUACUGAAUCUCAUGCAACGAACCUGGUGUUGGACCUGGAAUAUGAUGUUUCUCUUGGGCAUCCUGGUGCCCUGGUGUAGUCCCCUGAGUCUGAGAGCCCUAUUCUGUGUUAAGCCUUUCAUGCCUGAUUUAGAACUGUCGCAAAUUAAUGGAACUCUAUUUCCGCGCAAGACAAGCAUAACACAGACUAUGGCAUCGAGGUUGAUAGAACUAUGGCGUCACAUAUCAAAAUCGCGGACACAUUUCGAAACGGAGCCGGAUACGGGUUUUAUUGGCAAGGGCUUUACGCGCAACCUAAACCGUGUUUGGAACUACUUUGUAAAGGGUUUUCUUGGGACGGUGGUCAUAUUGUUUGCCUUUCCGCUGCUCUGUUUGGCCACCAGCCUUUUGAGCAUUCUACUUGCCUUAACUGCCCCCUUUUGGAUACCAGUCUUCACCAUACUCCUACACAUCUAUAUGAUAUUAAUCUAUGAUCUCGAUUCGCCGGAUAAUACUCGUAACCGUUACUGUAUACUGCUGGAGGCAUUGAUAUGGAAUAUUCUAAUACAGGGCUGUGUGCAGCCCAUUGUGGCUGUAUUUGUGGCCAGUGUUGUGUGUCCCCUGGUAUCGGGUAUUAUACUGAUAGUUGGGGUCAUACGUUACUCUCUGCGCCUGUUCUGGGACUCGCUCACCUUCCAUUUGUUCAUUAAGAAAUGUGGCCGUAUACCAGCCUCCGAUAGUUUGGUGGUCAAACGUAUUGCCGGACCGGGUUUAGCUUUAGAUUAUUAUUUCGUUAUACGCCCGGAACAGGCCUUGGCUGCCUUUGAAGCCAAAAUGGAAUUGGAUGAAUUGCAAGCCUAUCAACAUGCCAUGGAACGCAUAAUACUUACCCCACAAAAAGAUUUUUCACAAUUUGUCGAAGCAUGCUUUGGCCCAUUUUCGGCUCAACUAUCCAAGUCGGGUCCCUAUUUGGCACUGGAUCGUGAGGCCCAAGAUUUGACUGCAACACUGCAUGAAAAGUUGGAGAAACGACGCCGUGAGCUACAGACAAAUUUAACGUCUCAGGUGAAAUCGCGCAUUAAAUUAACCACAAAGGAAUUAAAGAUUGCCAUACAACUUGCCGCCCAUAUCUUGGAGAAAUACUAUCCGUCUCAUAUUAUAGCUAGAUUAUCCAUAAGCGAAGAAGAAUUUUGGGAUAAUAAGGGCUUAACCGUCAACGAUUGGCCCGGUUUAGCCGGUCUCAUCUAUACGGAAAUAUUUAGUUUAGAUUUUCUAACGCCACUCUUAGAGAACGAUACCCAUUUCAAAUUGGAACCACAUCCGACAUUGGAUCUGUCACGCUACAGUGAAAUGGUACAGAAUGCCACCGAUGUUAUUGGUUCCAAGGGUUUAGAUUUACUGGGUAAUGUCUAUGCUCCGCGUGGUAAUGUCCAGGUACAUUUACCAUUUCUGGAGGUGACGGCAUUUAAUCCUCGGUCGAGAAUAACACUGAAUUUUAGAAAGCCCGAUAAGAGGGACAUGUCUGUCGGCUUGACCACACCUCGCGUACGCGCCCAUCGUGCAGCUCAACAAACAAAAACACCUGAGACCAAAAAACCCUGGCGUCCCUGGAAGAAGAAAGUCGAUGAGAAGAGUGUCACCGAAAAACUUUUAAUACCUCUGCCAGUGCCGCAUCCUGUACAUAUAGCGAUUAAUAUUUACAAUCGUGAUGCUGAACAUCCCAUACCAUUGGAUUCGGAAUUGGUGUGGGAAAUCUUGAAAUCCAUCGAGGAUUGCCAGGGUGGUGAUGCAAUGGCUGUAGCUCAACAAUCUGUGGCUCAUUAUCGUGGAGCUGUAACAGAAUCUAGUAACGAUUCGCUGGCAUCCAGCAGUAGUAUAGGAAGUACAAGAGAAUCAGCUUCAGCCACCGGUUCCGGUUCGGGUAUUGGCAAUGGCACCGAAACAUUGCCAUGUGUCAAUCGAGAGGUCUGUACCCAAGUCAAAGUUGCCGAAGAACAACCGCCCAGCUCUGGUUUUCAUUGGACCCUAAGUAAUUGGGGUGCAGCACAAACUGCCCGUAGACGUACAAAUUCAAAUGUACGCGUAGAUUUAGCCAGUCCAGAGGAUAUCUCAUUAGAUACGGACAGUUCAAGGGCUGUCUUUAAUCCAUAUGGGACAACAGUUUAGAAUACUGUGUGUGUCUAUUGAUCCAGCAGCAUUAUUAUGAUUAUUAUUAUUAUUAUCGAAUAAUAUGAAACUAAGUAUCGUCGUCAUAUGAAAAAAAAAGAAAAACAAAAAUCAUUUGAAACAAAAAACCAACCAAAAAAAUAAUGUUAAUUAAUGGUAAAUUGCUUUUUUAUUACUUUUUAUUAGAUAAACAAAAACAAAAAAACCAACAAACACUUUUUAUGUGUUUGCCAAGUAUGAACAAAAAACAAAUCUCUCGUAAGAACAAGAAAUAUGUAAAGCGAAAACGCAAGUGUUCUCUUUUCGAAAAGGAUUCACUUGCCCCAGUCAUUAACCGAACAAUUCUAAAAAAAUAUGAAUCAAACUAACUUUAAAAACAAAUAAACUCUAACUCUCUCCCUCUCUCCUCUACAUAUAUAUAGAUAUAUAGUUAUAUAAAUAUAAUAUAUAUAUUCAUAUAUAUAACAAAAAUAUACAUCUUUAUAUAGUAUAUAUAUAUUUCCAUUUACAUGCAUACAAAGAUAUACAUAUACUUAUACAGAAAAAAAAAAACGAAAAAAAUCAUAAUACCUUUAUACAUCAAACAAAUACAAUACAUAGUGUAUUUAAGAAAUAUCGUCAUAACACAACAACAACAAACAACACAUUACAUUUUUACCGACUCACAUGCGAAUUGUUGUAAUAUUUUAUGACAUAAUCGAUUAUCAAUGCUCUCUUUCUUUGCAAUCGUUUGUAUUCUUUAAUGAUAUCCAAACUAUAUUUUUUAAAUGUUUUUUUCUAUUUUUUUACACAUUUACAUCUAGUCGUUUAUAUAAAACAUUAUAUAUAUAUUUUUUAAAAUAGAAAGAGGCAAUAAAAUGUCAUUUGUUUUAUAUAUAUUUUCACAUAUAAAAUGCACUGCUCCGUUUUUGGAAGAAUAAGGAAGGGUAACUUAGAUGAUGUAAAAGGCCCAUAGAAGUAUUAAAAAAUAAGGGAAUUUGUAGCGAGUAACUUCUUUACAGAUACCUAAUUUAUAGACCAGAUAGCAGAUUUGCAAGCUUUGAUUGAAAGAGGUGUUUUCUAUAGGUCUUCUAUUGAUAGAAUGGCAGUUUCUAUAUGUCUUCCAUAUAUAGGAGAAUCUCGAUUGGUCAAUUACUAAAGAACUUUGUAUAAUUCUAUAUACAUGUAGAAAACCUCCUACAGUUUUAAAGAAUUACGGGUUUUCUGAGAUUUUCUGUAAAAAAGGCAUAAAAAACAACUAUAGACCUUUAAGAAAAAUAGCUUUCAUACAUCUAUUUUAUUCUGGCCGAUGGCCUUUUCCUGGCGUCAUAAAUAUUUUUAUGUAGAAAUCAGACAUCCAAUUUUAGUUUUAUAGCUAGGAUUGCAAUAAAUAUCUCGUAUAUAUAACUUCUUUGGACAAUCAGGUCUUCAAUAAAUAACGCUAUAACGCUCUGUACUAAAGUCUUUGGGUUUCUUGGAGUCUUUAUUGACGACAAGAGAAGAGCAUUUAAAAACUACCACAGGAUAUUGUUAUUCAAAGCGGAAUAUUUACAGCCCUACCAAAUACAAUUUUUCAAGUCUUCUGAAAGAACUCGUUUUAGAACCCUUGAAUAGGACACAUAAGAUAGACUUUUUAUCUGGCAAAAAAAUUUUCUUUAUAUGCCAAAGAUAUUUUCAAAUUUACGUGCAGAAGAGGGUCUUUAUAGACCAGAACAGAAUGGCCUUCAUAGAUGUCUAUGAAAGUAGCCUUUAGGCAAGUACAGUGUUUUAAUGACCAGCAGAAAUGAGUAUUUUUGGAGGACCAUAAUGCGGUCUUUUAUAGCCGAGAAAGGAGUCGUUUAAAUGGUUUUAUUGGCGAGUUUAAGAAAUUUAUAUACACUUUCCGGAGGUAGACUUUAUAUACCAGCCAGAGCAACGAGCCUAAAAUGUGCCGCAGGAAGCCUUAAUAAACGAGUCGGAGGGAGUCUAUCGACGAGACGCUGGGAGUCAAUAUAGGCGAUCCGAAGAAGGUCUUUAUUGCCGAGCCAGAGGGAGUCUGUAGACAAAGAAAAGGGAGCUGUCCCUAUUGACGAACAAGGUAGAAGGGAGUAGCAGAGCAAAAGGGAGUUUUAAAAGAUUUAUAUAGAUGAGACCAAGGUCUAGAGGCGAGCCAGAGGGAGUCCUUAUACUUAAAACUUCAAAAGGUAGUCUUUAUAGACGAACAGAGUAGGAGGGUGUCCAUGUAGAUGAGCAAAGGGAGUUUUUAGAAAUGACCUGAAGGGAAUCGUUAUAGACAACCAGAAGGGAGUUCUUGUAUAUGACCAGAUGAGAUUCGAGCUGAUACCAUUAUUUUUCGGAAGACGAGAAUGGACAGGGACUAUUCAGAGGCGACCAGACGAGCCCGAGGAAAUCUUUAUAGGCGAGCCGGAGCGAGUCUUUAUAGUAGAGCUGAAGGGAGCCUUUACAGACUCUAACAAGGAAGAGUGUACAAACCUUCAGAAGGGUGUCUUUAUAGACGAACUAAGUGGAAGGAAGUCCUUAUAGUCAAGCAAAGCAAAAGGAAGUCUUUAGAAACGAGAUGGAGGGAAUCCUUAUAGAUGACCGGAAAGGACUCUUGUAGGUGAUCAGAUGAGAGACGACCUGAUAUCAUUCUUUUCCAGGAGACGAGAAGGGGCUAUUCAUAGGCGACCAAACGAUGACCAGAAAAGAAUCUUGUAGGUGACCAGCUGAGAGACGACCUGAUAUCAUUCUUUUCCAGGAGACGAGAAGGGGCUAUUCAUAGGCGACCAGACGUUAGUCUUCCAAAUGAGCAGUUUUAUGGGCUACCAAACAUUCAGAUGCUCUAGUCUAAUAUUUUUUCGUCGAAUAUCUGACCACAUAGUUUAAUAUUUUUCUAUAGCAAACUUUUUAGAAAAAAUCCUCGUGUCAUCAGAGCUGAAGAAAUGGAGUGAGUCUCUCGGCUAUGAUGUGACCAUCGAGUUUGAUAUUGUUCUAUAGAAAAAUUCUCAGUCCACCAAGACAGGGCUUUUUUCUAUAGAAAAAUUCUCAGUCAUUCAAAGUUUAUGUUGACCGCAAAUGGACAGAAUUGAUAUUUUUCCACCAAAAAAAUUUUAAGACCCUUAAGAGGGAUAUUUUAUGAGAAAAUUAUAUAGACUGACAUUUUUCCAAUAAAAAAACUCUCCAUAUGACUAUUUUCAGAACCUCAGGGCUGAUAUUUUUUAAGACCCUUUAGGCUGAAAUUUUUUCACUAAGGCCCAUUGGGCUGAUUUGCCUGUUCUUCAAGUUUUAUAAUUUUCUUUAGAACAAUAUUUUAUGUCUUCAGGUUGGAUUCAUAGAAAAAAAAUACAGACCCAGAACUGUUAUUAGGCCUGAUUUUUUGGAUGAUGGACUUCUAUAAAAAAACAUUUAAAAUUGUUAAUUUCCAAAGUUUGAUCCUUUUUCUAGGGGGUUGAUUUUAUCUCCAUAUCUCAGAACUUUAGCAUUUUUAAAAGAAAUGCUGAUAUUUUUCUUAAAAAAAUCUAAUUCCACAGAGCAGAUUUGACUGUCUUCUGGUGAUUUUUUUAAUACAGACCCAGGAUUGUUAUUUGGCCUGAUUUUUUCUAUAGAAAAACAACCACAUGCUAUCAGAGAUGAUAGUUUUCUGUAAACAAACUUUACAAUUUUUAUAAAAAACUUAAUUUCCAAGGUUUGAUCCUUUUUCUAAGGGAUUGAUAUUAUCUCCUUAUCUCAGAGCUUCAGUAUUGCCAUUUUUUAUAAAAGAAAGGAUGAUAUUUUUUCUUAAAAAAAUUCUAACACCCACAGAGCUGAUUUGACUGUCAACCAGGUCUCAUGUUCUCUUCUUUGGAAAAAUUUCUCGAUACUUUUGGUUUUUUUAAUAGAACAAUUCUCAAUCUCCCAGGAAUGAGAAUAAAAGAACAUGUAAGGCCACUGAGCUGAUGUUCUUGUUCUUGUUCGUCAAGUUCGAUGUUUUUUUUU
Molecule: messenger RNA, 8321 nt
Organism: Musca domestica (house fly)
Lineage: Eukaryota; Metazoa; Arthropoda; Insecta; Diptera; Muscidae
Exons: 13
Coding region: 498-4388 (1296 amino acids)
Source: RefSeq, a predicted model, not a curated record